Cinclus cinclus is the source of this 852-nucleotide messenger RNA. RefSeq names its product collagen alpha-2(I) chain-like. Bases 1 to 621 code for a protein of 206 amino acids. NCBI's taxonomy places the organism in Eukaryota, Metazoa, Chordata, Aves, Passeriformes, Cinclidae. The record is from RefSeq and is a predicted model, not a curated record. The transcript has 4 exons.
AUGGACGGGCGGGCGGCGGCUGCGGCGGGCGGGGCGCGGCGCCCUUCCCGUGGUGCCGCGGGAGCGGCGGCCGCAGCGGCCGCGACUCCAUCCGGGUCCCGCGAGUACCGGGAUGGCGGGACCGGGCGGCGGCCGUGGGGCCGGGGGGGCGCGGGGGACGACCGCGGGGUCUGGGGCGCGCCGGGCCGGGGGGAGGGUGGGGGCGAAGGGACUGAGCCGAAGGGACCGUACGGGCGGGCGAGGGGCCUCGGCCCGGCCUCUCCGCCGCUUCGUGCCGCGGGCCUGGCUCAUUGUCCUUCUUCCCCUCAUCGAUGCUUUUUUCCCCCGUUCUCCCUCGCUCUCCUCCAGGCUCACUGGAAGGCCCGGAAGUGCCGCCCCCGGGAGCCGCCAGUGCUAGGUGAGAAGGGACACCUGUGGAGCACAACUGAUUUGGUCCCAAAUGGAAGUAUAGGAAUGCUGGCUGGAAUGCAGGAUGGUGACAUUGGGGCUGCACGUGCCACUUUGGGGACACUGGGCUGUGCUGAGCCUCCCAGAAGAACGGACAUCCCUCAAUUCCAGAGUCAUCAGAGCAUGGUGUGGCCUUCAGCCCCCCAAGCUGGAGCUGUGGAUUUAAUGUUAUAGUUCUGUAAAGAUGAGCCCUGGCAGGAGCUACUGGAGGUAUCAGAUAUCACUGUGUGUGUUGUUGCAACACAAGAAACCAGAUUUAUUCUUAUUUGUUGUAUUGGUUGUAGUGGAAUUGGAUUUUUAGGCUGGUUUGUUUCAGACACUUGAAACCACUCCAGUGAAGAGGCACUGGAAAAUCAGACACUGUUCCCGCCUGUUGUAUUAAAGCAGUGUUCAAAAUAAAGCUAU